Molecule: messenger RNA, 1943 nt
Organism: Myripristis murdjan (pinecone soldierfish)
Lineage: Eukaryota; Metazoa; Chordata; Actinopteri; Holocentriformes; Holocentridae
Gene: dsn1
Product: DSN1 component of MIS12 kinetochore complex
Exons: 11
Coding region: 303-1133 (276 amino acids)
Biological process (GO): chromosome segregation; cell division
Cellular component (GO): MIS12/MIND type complex
Source: RefSeq, a predicted model, not a curated record
UGUUUAGAGGUGUCAGUCGAAAAGCUGCGUAACUUAGUUGUAUUGUUGUCCGAAAACAAAGUAAAGAAGAAAUACGGUGGUGAAAUAUCCGCGUUCAAAGCAAAUUAUGUUUAUUGUCUGCAGGAUAAAGGGGCUGCGUGUCUGGUGUCGGUGCUGAUAACCAAAGUGAGGUCAACGUAGUGGAGCAGACAUCCAAAAGAGCUUCCUCCAGAGACCCCAGCCCAGCUCCCAAAUCACUAAAAUCACUUCGCAUCGACCCGCAACCAGCCACCACGCAGAUUCCAGAGGCAGGAGUGGAACACAUGGAGACGGACAGAAAGGAGGUGCAGGGAGAAAACCUGGGGGGACAUGACGCAACUGAGGGUCUCUCUGUCAGCUGCAGUGCACGGAGAAAAUCCUGGAGGAGGACCACCAGAGGCCGAAGAUCUCUCCCUGCUCUCCCCAACCCAUAUCAGACCCUGUGCCGGAGCAUAAGCACAUCCUUGCCACAGCAAGAGAGGCUGGAGAAACUGAUGGAGGCUUCAAUGAGGUUGGCAAUAGAGCGAACUCAAAAUUCGAUGCAGGCAACACCAAAUGCCUCACUGGAGUCAUUUCAAAAACAAGUUGAGCACAUGCAGAAAGAAUGGUGCUGUGUGGCCAAAAGCUUAAGCAGUGAACCACCUUGUCAGCAACUCCCUGCUAGUACAACUAGUGACCCUGCAGUGCAGAAAGCCAUGGAGAAGACCCAGAAAGCCAUCCAGAGGCUCCAGGCUGAGUGUGACUCUUGGGAGGCGCUGUUGAACAAACAUCGGCGUAAAGCGGAGGAAUUGGCAAGGAAUGUGGAGGAGGGUCAUGGGAGCAGUGUAACACUAGACCCCUCCUCUCUGUCACAGUCAUCACAGUACCAACUCAUACAGAGUAAACCAGACUACCGCGGCCUGCUCUCCAGACAGAAGCCUAUACUGCACGUUAUGGAGUUGGUUAUGGACACACAGUGUAACAUGGUCAAGGAGCUGCUGUCCAUCCAGAAGCAGUCACAGUUAUUUGUGAAAGAGACCAGUGGCAGAUUGGCGUCAGAGGCAGGACUCCAGGAUCUUUCACCAGACCUCAUCAGGAAUCUAGUGGCACUGCCUUUAUCCUCUGCAACUUCAUAGUUCCUCUGGCUGGAUGCAGACAAGACCGGUCAAGCUCCCAAUUGGACCAGGUUCUUCAUGACAUAUGAACCUCAGUGUCGUCUCAUCCAGAGAUAUAAAUGUUAUUCUGUCUUUUACUCUUCUAUAAAAUAUGUAUACAUAUUAUUUCAUGAUUUUAGCUGUUUUCUUGGGUGUCUUGUUUCAUUGUACAAAGUUAAUGGCAAUUUUAUUUUUUCCAUGAAAUCCCAAGGGUUCCCACAUGACCUGGAAAUUUAUGGACUAGUUUCCCAGUUCUGGAAAAUAACUGGAAAAUUCAAAAACUUGUAAAAUGUCCUUGACCUAGUCAUGAGAUCUGUCAUGACCUAGUCAUGAGUUUAACACAUUUGUGUGUUGUUAGCUUGCUUUUAGCAUGUGCUUUUUUUUGUAGUUCAGUUAAACAUGUACAAUGCAGAAACAUGUUGACAGCUUGUUAUUUGAGACAUCACUUUUGAACUAUUUGGUGACUUUGUCGAAUUUUAAUGAUUCUAUAAGACCACCUGUGUGUGAGCAGCAGCUAACAUGAAUAUAAAUGACUGAAUAUGUUCUUGAAAAAUCCUGGACAAUGAUUUCCUUGAAACAGUGGGAACUCUGAAUACCCGUUGCAGGUAAUGCUUGGUUGGUCCUGCAGGUGGCAGUGCUACUCUUUUUCAAACUAGCAUAUCAGUGGCUGUCUUGGAGGAUUUGUAAAUUAUGCUUUAAUUAACUGAAUGUUCAUCCAUAAAACUUUUUGUCUUUUUUUUUUUUUUUUUAAGAUCAGUUGUCCAGUUAUGGAAAAUAAAGGAUUUGAUAUGA